CUCGCUUUCCCCCUCCCCUCCCGCACCUCUCCUCCCUCCCGCUCCUGGGAAAGAGAGAAGCCACCACUGCGGGUGGCUGGAGAAGCACUCGGCGCCUCCCGGAGGGUACCGCGCCCGCCCAAUCUGAGCCUCGGAGCACUGCCGGACCAGGUUACCAAAUACCCUCCUAUGUUUGAGAUCCACAGACUACAUGCCCUACAAGAACAAAUCAAUGAUUUUUCAUCUCCUGGAGAUACAUUAGAAACAUAAAUAUGGUGUCAAAAGAUCUCCUUACUUUUCUCUGACUACGGUUUAUUUGGACGUACUUUUGUAUUGAAGAGAAUUAUACGGACUGAGGCUACUUGUGCAGAGACUCUGUCGUGUAAAAUCAUGGACCAUCCUAGUAGGGAGAAGGAUGAAAGACAACGGACAACUAAACCCAUGGCACAAAGGAGUACACACUGUCCCCGACCAUCUGGCACCUCAACGUCCUCUGGGGUUCUUAUGGUGGGACCCAACUUCAGGGUUGGCAAGAAGAUAGGGUGUGGGAACUUCGGAGAGCUCAGAUUAGGUAAAAAUCUCUACACCAAUGAAUAUGUAGCUAUCAAACUGGAACCAAUAAAAUCACGUGCUCCACAGCUUCAUUUAGAGUACAGGUUUUAUAAACAGCUCGGCAGUGCAGGUGAAGGUCUUCCACAGGUGUAUUACUUCGGACCAUGUGGGAAAUAUAAUGCCAUGGUGCUGGAGCUCCUUGGCCCUAGCUUGGAGGAUUUGUUUGACCUCUGUGACCGAACUUUUACUUUGAAGACGGUGUUAAUGAUAGCCAUCCAGUUGCUUUCUCGAAUGGAGUAUGUGCACUCAAAGAAUCUCAUUUACCGAGAUGUGAAGCCAGAGAACUUCCUGAUUGGCCGACAAGGCAAUAAGAAAGAGCAUGUUAUACACAUUAUAGACUUUGGACUAGCCAAGGAGUACAUUGACCCUGAAACCAAAAAACACAUACCUUACAGGGAGCACAAAAGUUUAACUGGAACUGCAAGAUAUAUGUCUAUCAACACGCAUCUUGGCAAAGAGCAAAGCCGGCGGGAUGAUUUGGAAGCCCUAGGCCAUAUGUUCAUGUAUUUCCUUCGAGGCAGCCUACCCUGGCAAGGACUCAAGGCUGAUACAUUAAAAGAGAGAUAUCAAAAAAUUGGUGACACCAAAAGGAAUACUCCCAUUGAAGCUCUCUGUGAAAACUUUCCAGAAGAGAUGGCAUCCUACCUGCGAUAUGUCAGGCGAUUAGACUUCUUUGAAAAACCUGACUAUGAGUAUUUACGGACACUCUUCACAGACCUCUUUGAAAGGAAAGGCUACACCUUCGACUAUGCCUACGAUUGGGUCGGGAGGCCUAUUCCUACUCCAGUAGGGUCAGUUCACGUAGAUUCUGGCGCGUCUGCAAUAACUCGAGAAAGCCACACGCACAGGGACCGGCCAUCACAGCCACCUCUGCGAAAUCAGGUGGUUAGCUCAACCAACGGAGAGCUGAAUGUCGAUGACCCCACGGGAGCCCACUCCAAUGCACCAAUCACAGCUCACGCCGAGGUGGAGGUAGUCGAGGAAGCUAAGUGCUGCUGUUUCUUUAAGAGGAAAAGGAAGAAGACUGCCCAGCGCCACAAGUGACCAGUGCCUCCCAGGAGUCCUCAGGCCCUGGGGACUCUAACUUGAUUGCACCUGCAGCUCCUGCCACUUUUCACUGGAAGGGACUCCUCUGUGGGGGAGGGUAGAGAUCCAAACCAAAAAGAAGAAAACAGAUGCCCCCAGAAGGAGCCAGUGCGGGCAGCCAGGGCCCAGUAGGUCAUUGGCCACCCCGCCUGCCUAAAGCUCUGAGCAGGUCCCAGAGCUGCUGCUCCUCCACUGAUUGCCCUUGGGGGGCUGCCUGGUUGACUCUCCUUCCUAUUGUUUACAGUGAAGGUGUCAUUCACAAAAACUCAAGGACUACUAUUACUAUUCUCUUCCCUCCCCGGUAGUUUACUCCUGGUUCUUGCCCCACCCUCAACCCUCUCCAGCAUAAAAGCUAGUGAGUUACAGGCUUUGUCUGCUGAAGGGUCUCCAGAGGCUGGGGGUGUGGCCAAGGAGGCAGGGGGAAGACGGCAGGCCUGGGCAGGAGAAGAACCUUCUCCAGCUACCAGGGUGCGUGGCAGUAUGUGGCUCCCUCCUCCUCUGUGCCUGCACAGCCUCCAGCCCCAGCUGGCCACGGGGUGCAGGUUCCUCCCUCCCCUGCUCCCUCCUAUGAAGUUACACUGUUGGACAAGCUGUGAGAAAUCUGCAGUCUACUGUCCCCGCGUGCUGGCAUUCUUUGCUCUCUUGACAAGCGAACUCUGUUCUCCAGAUGGUAGUAGGACAAUGCAAUUGUUCUGAGCAAAGGAAAAAAAAACUGACUUUAUUGCACUUUUAGUUUUUGUUUUUGUUUUGUUUUUUAACAAAAAAUAUGGCAGAUGCAUAUUGUGUCUGGUUAUAUUGGGAGUUUUACUUUUUUUGUUUUGAGGGGGAUGGGGCCAGCCAAGCCAUUCAGAGAGAACAUGGGUCCAGAGGACAUGCUCAGUGGAAAAAGUUGGGUCUGCAGCACCCAGAAGAGAAGAAGCCAAACUCUGUGUCAUUCUGAGUAAACGCUCAGGUUGGCAAGGAAACAUACUUGAAUACUCAUUCAUCUUCUCAACUGCUGAAGAAUGUCCCUACCAGAACCUCUUGACCUCAUCAGCCUACAGUUUGGACACCCUUGCUCUCCAGCACAUGGGAUGAUCCAGCCAAGCCAGACUGUGACCAGAAGGAGAUGCUUGACAAAAAAAUUGGAAAUAAUCAGUUUCCUCCACUGCCAGGGACUUCCACCUAAAUAGCCAUGUGACUUCCAUAGUAACUUGGGGGACAGAUUAGUGAUGAAAGAGCCACUGCCAUAUUGCCACUAGUGGACAAGAAGAGGAGGAACGUGAGCCUGCCUUCCAACUGCCAGAAGAACCUCAGGAUUUGGUAUCAUAGGGCCAGGAAAUAAAAUCGGCGUGUACUGUCUGCCCCAAUAGCUGAGUGAUAGCUUUUGGGCUGGCCUGCCUUACUAGAAAGCACCCACAGAUCUUCUCCCAGCAGGUCCACAGCAGCAGGCUGAGGACUGAGCAUGUGGGGCUGUCGUGAACAGGAGGAUAAGAUUGGUUGGUGCUGGAAAAUUCCAGGGGAAAGGAUACUGAAAUGAAAGGUCUGAAAUUAUCUUCUCAACUGGAUGUAGACUUCUUCCAAAUAAGAUGGCCACGUAUCAAGAGCAUGUUUUCCCCAGUCCACUGUCGGCCUUCCCAUGUGGGGUAGUCAGCGAACCUACUACCGUGAAGGGUCUUGGUUCUUCAUUCACUGCUUGGAAAGUCAUCAAUAUGUGGAAUUAAUCUCAUUGUGCUCAAUUUUCAUUUGAGCUCAGCGGAUUUGCAAACAGUGAUCUCAUUCCAGAUGUGAUAGAGGAGAAAGAAUCACGUCAGGGAACAAGGCCUUGUGUCUGGGAGUAGGGAGAGCUAACCAUGGAGUACCAGAGGCUGGCGGUUUGGGGAACAUAGAAAACAGUGCCUCUGGCUUGAGGUGGAGGGCCAUCUUUUGGACUGGAGGAUGUGGGGAUACUUUCUGGUAGUUGGCAUGUCCUGACAAGUCCCUUGAUGCAUCUCACAUGGAGCAAAAAUAGCAGUCGCAUGGAUCAGAGUUUCUGGGCUGUAGCCGUUCCAUUGGGCCUUGGCUAGGAAGUAUCACUUUACUGGCUCCAGACCCGCUCAGCUCAUGUGUAGAUCGCGAUCUUUCAUUUCUUUAAAAGAAAUUUUCCUGUAUACAGAACAGAGUGACUGGGAGACACAGUGUCACAUCCCUUUUCCACAAGGAUUUUGACUAUUGCUUCUUCGAUAUUACCUAGUGGUUAAGGCACCAUCAUGGAAACUUAUUUCUUAAUUGGCAUUUGGGCAACUUGAAUUUCCUGUAUAGUAUCUUUAACUUCCUUAUCCCUUGUUUCUCUCUCAAAGGAGGGUAAGGGAAAGUGGUGACAAAGCCUCUAGCAUCCUGGCACUCCAUACCCACUAAGUGCCUCCCCACCUCUGCUUCCACAAAAAAGCAAAGGCAGUGACCAGCUUGGCUCAGGGCAGGCCCCCUGCGGCUGGGUUUGUGACUUUAUUUUGGGCUUAAAUGUUUUUAAAGGCUAGCCCUUGAGGGGUUUAAACCUAAGCAGUUAUGGGGGUUCCUUCCUAAUGCACUGUUCUUUCUCUGCCCCCCCCACAUCUCUUACUAGGUAUGUGAUUUUCAUAACAAAGGCCAUUAGCACUCCAAGGUGGUCCCAGACCCCAGAGAGAUUCUAUUGCAAUCUUCCUGAAAAAUAAAAAGCGAAUAAAAAGACUACCUAAGGAAUAAUUUGGCCAUCAGUACCAUCCCCACCAGCACAUCAGGGCUCCCUUCUCCACCCGUUUGCUAUAUUUGCUUAGCGCUGUGCCUCAGCCAGGCCCCCGAGGCUGGGCACCCCCUCCACCCACCAGCCACCCCAGUCCGCUCACUGCAGUUUUUUGAGCUUUCUCCAUUUCUCAACAUGGUGCCUAGGGAUCUUUUCUUUGGGAUUGUUGCGGUUGCUUCUGAGUUAGCAGUAAGUAUUAACAGCAUCUGUUCAUUAAAAAACCCUUACUACAUGCCACCAGGAGUUCUCCCGAGCCCUGCGGCCCCUCUGGCAUUGUAUCCUGAGCAGAUUGAGGGAGGCAGGCCAGCGAUCCAGCCAGGCAUAAACGGUCCUUCUGUAUGCCCAGAGGAUGACCGGCGUCUGCGCAGUCGGGCGUUGCAAGGGUUGAACCCUUGCCACACACACGUGCCAUUUCCCAGGGAUCUCACUCUGGACUCCUCUGCAAGGGCAGGCAGUGUGCCAGCAGCCACUAUGCUCUCGUGACCGCCUUAAUGAACAUUCUGCUGUACUGGGUCUGUCGAGGAGUAAACAGAGUCUAAGAAGGUACAAGUCAAGGGACUCGGCUGACCUCCAGUUCAAGUUCCAUUUCACUCUGACCCGCAGGGGCAACAGGAGAUGGCAGGAUCCUGGAGUUUUCAGUAGUGGUGUUGAUUUGCCUGUUUAUGUCCAUGAACUCCGAGUACAAAGAAAACAGCCCCCGCCGGAAGCCAGAAGAGGGUCCAUCGCCUCUUUAUCCCAACGUAGUUCACUGGAAGUGUAUGCUGAUGGUGCAUAUUCAGUGUUGAUUCUCAGUGCGAGUAACCAUCUUUAAUGUCAGAAAUACGCAGUGAUGGUAAUGUAUGUCGGAGUGGUUACUAAAGAUCAUAGCCUUAAAUUUUUCAUAUGCAAAAGAUAGAAUUUAUCCCCCCUCUCCCCCCGCCCAGUGAGCAAGGCAUGGCCUGCGUUUCUCAAAAACAGCCCAGAAAGCAUCUCAAAGGAACGUAUUCUUCUGAUGCAUCUCUCCCAAUUCCACCUGCUUCGUGUGUGUCCCAGUCACCUCUUUCAUUUUCAUAUUUAAGCCAGUUUUCCAUCCCCAGUGAGUUGCCCUGACAAUAUCAUCUCCAGUGUCAGCCACGUUAGGGCUAGAGUCCCUCAGAUUGGGAGCUUAGAGCACCAUCUGGCCAACAUUGCCUUUGCCAGUCCACUGCCACCCUCCCCACACUGCCCCAAGCUGGGUGGAUGAAUUCCAGCAACCCUUAGGGAGCCAGCGUCACAUGGCACCCCGUCUGGAUUGGCCAUAUGAGCAACAGGCACUUGUCUCUGGGGUUCUUGCUUUUGCCAACUCCAGACCUCUGGGAAAGCCCUGUCUAGAGAUUGAUGGCCAGUGACUCCCAGUCUUCCCUGUGAUGGGUCAGCAGGAAUCGAAAUGAGAUCCAUAUAGUUUUGUUGUCUUGUUUGGGGGCUGGGGUGGGGGUGAGGGGUGGCUUCGUUUCUGAAUCUUAAAAAAAGGAAACCACGGCCCUUGUGAGGGUUUACAGAGUUUUGAGCAGUUUUUAGCCACAAAUAAGGAAUCUUGAAAGUCUUCAAUCAAUUAAGCAGUCUUAAAAACAGGUUUCUCAUAACUACUUUUGCAGGUGACUGAGUGCAAAAGAAUAGGUUUCUCCAUUGUAUUCAAAAUAGUAAGUAGGUUCCCUGGAUAUAGACAGUAGUAGUUGACAGAUUUCCUUAAAAAGCAACCCACCCCAGUACUUGUAGAUCAGCUUACAAAGGAAAAAGUGAACGUGUACUCCAUAUAUUUUUAGUUUUGUUACCAAACUUGAUGUUAUAAAGAAACCUUGUUCUGUGGACAGAAUUUCUUUUGUUACUUUCCUCUUUGUCCUCACAAUCAUAUUUCCAGUGCCAUCACCACCUUCAAUGUCUCAGAGCAGAGGGUUAUCCAUGGUAAUGUGGGGGUGCAGUGCACUCAUCCCGAUAACACACGAGGACAGCUGCCUGACUGCCCCUUCCCUGCAAACCCCCCUCUUUCAGGGCAGGUGAGACAUUUUCAGUGUUCCUCUUCAUGAGCUCCAGACCAAAUCCCAGGCCAGCCCUUGCACCGAAAGCUUUCUUUAAGAGGUUUGUCAAUCUGUUAGGAAUGUCUCAGGAAAAAUGAGCCAUUUCUUUGGGGGGAAAUACACUUACAAAUGGGUGUAUGUGGUUGCACUUGUAUGCCUGUGUGUGUGUGUGUGUGUGCACGCGCAUUCGUGCACAUUCUCAUCUGUGCAUUUCACUUCCAUAAAGACUUACAGCCCAGGCCGCUGGGAACAUGUGUUACUGCAUAUUCUCAGAAGUAAACAACUAACAAGUGAGCUUCUCGAAUUAGUGUCACAGGAAGCUGGCUCUGGGAAUGAGCCCCAUUUAUCGAGCAGAAGAGUAAACAGCAGAAAAGAUAAGAGAUGAAACCAAAAAUAUAACCACCCCCCCAAUGGAAAGUAAUGUUGAUUCAUCAAUUCCCAUUGGAUAUAUUACAUGCUCUAAUUUAUUAUAUUAUUAUUUUGUCUGUUUCUUUAAUCUUUGCCCAUUGUACUUAAAAGAAGAUGUUGGGAUUUGAUUGCAAUUUUUUUAAGACUAGAUGAUGUAUAAAUCAGCUGUGGAAAUCAGUUUUAAUUGCUGUGUGGAUGUGUCUGAUUAUUGUUAAAUUUUUUUUU
Molecule: messenger RNA, 7080 nt
Organism: Enhydra lutris kenyoni (northern sea otter)
Lineage: Eukaryota; Metazoa; Chordata; Mammalia; Carnivora; Mustelidae
Product: casein kinase 1 gamma 1
Exons: 12
Coding region: 370-1635 (421 amino acids)
Biological process (GO): signal transduction; positive regulation of canonical Wnt signaling pathway; endocytosis
Cellular component (GO): plasma membrane; nucleus; cytoplasm
Molecular function (GO): ATP binding; protein serine/threonine kinase activity
Source: RefSeq, a predicted model, not a curated record